CCAGGCUAGAAAAUUAAAACUCAGCUCACGACCAGCCUCUGUUGAUGCACUGAUCAACAUUAUAAAAGAACAGCUGGAAAUCAACCUUGACUUCGAUUUGCUUUACGAAGAUCCAGACUUUGAAGGGAAACUUACUUCCCUUACAGACAUUGAGGAAUUGCCACAAAAAGCUGUUGUGCACAUCUCACUUUCACAAGACUCCAGCUCUAUUGCAUCUACUGUUCUACUUUCAGAUGUGUCAUCUCCAGAGCGUCUCAGCAGGUGGCCUCCAGGUCCUUUCCCUGUUCCCACAUUUGCAUUUGAUGUUGAACUAAAACUUAGAGAUGGAAAUGCGGAAUAUAAGAAGAACAACACGCACCUUAAGUUGACAAGAGACCUAAAGCACGACAUUUUAGAAAAGCUUGCAUCUACUAUAUAUGGUUUUAAGGCUUACCCAAGUGAUAAAGAGAUUGCAAAGGCUGCUGAGGCUCUUGUAGCCAAACAUCCCUGCUUGAAGGAAGCAGGAUCUGAGACUGGCUGGAAUGGAUGGAAAAACUCCAUCAAGUUUAAGAUGGGCAAUUUCAGGAACAAGAUGAGACGGGCUGGAUGUCAGGAGGUCACUGUUAAUGCUGGAAAAAGAAGUAGAAGUUAUCCUGAAAAUGAAUCUUCACAUUCCAACAUUAAAAGACCCAAGCGAGCAGAAGUCAACUUCCUACCAAACUUUCCCCAAGGAAAGGAUCCUUCAAGCCUUGAGCAGUUGAGGCAGACAAUUGUUGAAGAAGUCAAGAAGACUGAGAAGAACCUGCCCCUCAUUAGAAAGAUGAUGGAGACCACAUUUCCCCUACGCCGACAGACCAUAGUGAUGUCCUGCCCACCAGUGAACGAGCUCAUGGACCUCUGGCCUGCUCUCAAAAUAGAGUCUGAGUUGUAUGCAGAGUUCCAGCGGAUUACGAAUCAGAACCUGCCCAACACAUUCUAUGCUGAGCUUGACCGCCAUCUUCCUCGACUGAUGACCUUAUUCAGACAGAAGGCAUCAAAAACUGGAAAGACAGCAGAUGCUCUGGCUGAAAUUUUAAAAAUCCACGAUGAACUGGAAAUCCAUGACAUCCACACCAAGCGCAUUACUGUUCUCCACGCCCUUCCAGUGUAUCUGCACGAGGACGUUUCUGGAUUUUUCAGAACCUGCACAGACGAGUCUGAUGAGCUGGAGCUUGAUGGCGUUGCAGUGGCCCUCCUUACGGUCAUCAGUGACAAUGACACACGUCCAGUUCACCACCACCCUGUGAGAAUCUCUGUAAUCAUUGAAAGUGAUGCCGUGGUCAGCCUCCCCAGACUUAGCGAUGCCUUCCUGGUAAUCUUUGGACUGAUAUAUGCACUACACCUCAGCUACCCCAAAGCACUGACCAACACUUUUGAAUUCACUGAAAAGAUUUUACUUGGUCUAGAAAGUGGUAAACUGUCACCCAGGUUGCAGACCCUCAAGAAUGACUUGUUGAUGUAAGUGACUGAUGGAGGAGGUGGAGAGGGAGGUGGAGAGGAGGAGGAGA
Messenger RNA from Clupea harengus (Atlantic herring), 1526 nucleotides. RefSeq lists its product as uncharacterized. The record is from RefSeq and is a predicted model, not a curated record. NCBI's taxonomy places the organism in Eukaryota, Metazoa, Chordata, Actinopteri, Clupeiformes, Clupeidae. The transcript has 4 exons. The coding region runs from base 551 to 1480 and encodes 309 amino acids.